Messenger RNA from Papaver somniferum (opium poppy), 2430 nucleotides. RefSeq names its product protein FAR1-RELATED SEQUENCE 5-like. The transcript has 4 exons. The record is from RefSeq and is a predicted model, not a curated record. Bases 1 to 2430 code for a protein of 809 amino acids. Gene Ontology annotation, biological process: regulation of DNA-templated transcription. Lineage: Eukaryota; Viridiplantae; Streptophyta; Magnoliopsida; Ranunculales; Papaveraceae.
AUGGACAAUGAUGUGGGAUCGAAGGAAAAUGAUUUUGGGUUGGUUGAGACUCCUAACGAAGAUGGAAGAAACCGUAAGUGUGAUAUAGUAGUGCCAAAAGUUGGAAUGGAAUUCGAUGAGGUAGAAGAAGUAUAUGAAUUCUAUAGAAAAUAUGCAGCUGCAACAGGAUUUGGAUGUAAGACACGCUCGUCAAAGAAAGAUAAGGGGAUAUUAAGGCAUGUAACAUAUACUUGUGUUAGAAAUGGAAAUCAUAAAACAACAUCAACUACUCCAUUCGAGCUUGAUCCUACCGGAAAAUGUGAAUGCAAGGCUAAGUUAUCAGCAAUUUUGGGUGUAAAUCUUAAAUGGCGAAUCACUGUUUUUGUUCCCGAGCACACUCACAUGACAAGCCCAAGUAAAACUCGAUUCAUGAGAUGUAACAAGUUGAUUAAGAAAAGUGUCAAAAGAAAAAUCUUGAUUAAUGAUAAGGCAGGACUUGAGAUGUACAAGAAUUUCAAUAUAUGUGCAGCUGAAGCCGGUGGAGUGGAAUACCUUACAUAUGAUGAGAAAGACCUUAGAAACAUGGUUGCAAAAGAGAAGCGUUUGAAACUUGGCGAAGGAGAUGCUACCGCACUUAUAAAUUACUUUGAGAGAAUGCAAAAUUUGAACGAAGAUUUCUUCUAUAGAAUAGACUUAGGCGACGAUGGUCGCUUGAGGAAUGUUUUUUGGGCAGAUAAAAGGUGCAGAGAAGCAUACAAAGAAUUCGGCGAAGUGGUUACAUUUGACACUACCUACUUGACUAAUAAGUAUGCGAUGCCCUUCGCUCCUUUUGUUGGGGUAAAUCACCAUGGCCAGUCGACUCUAUUUGGAUGCGGAUUGAUUUCUAACGAGGAGAUUGAUACUUUUGUUUGGUUGUUCCAAGCAUGGCUCGAUUGCAUGAAAGGAAGUGCUCCACAAGCUAUACUUACAGACCAAUGUAGUUCAAUGAAGGCUGCUGUUGAGAGGGUAUUUCCGCAUGCUAAACACAGAUGGUGUUUAUGGCAUAUCAUGAAGAAGAUACCUGAGAAGUUAAGUAGUCACAAGAAGUAUCAAAACAUAAAGUGCAGGUUAAAAAGAGCCGUCUAUGAUACAACAUCUCCAACUGAAUUUGAUCAAAGUUGGAGCGAGAUGUUGGAAAAGUAUCCAAAGUUGAGAUCAAGUAGAUGGUUGAAUACAUUGUAUACAGAAAAACAUCAUUGGGUGCCUUGUUAUGUGAAUACAACUUUCUGGGCUGGAAUGUCGACUACGCAACGAAGUGAAAGCAUGAAUGCGUUCUUUGACGGGUAUGUUCAUUCAAGAACCACAUUGUCAGAGUUUGUUGAACAAUAUGACAACGCUUUAAGAAGCAAAGUUGAAAAGGAACUUAAGGCAGAUGCUAGGUCUUUUUCAAAAGUUAUUCCAACCACAACAUCUUAUGAAAUAGAGGAACAAAUGCAAAAUGUGUACACUAUAGAAAAGUUCCAAGAAAUUCAAAAGGAAUUGACGAAGAAGAUAUACUGUGAAAUAAUUGACGUUCAAGAUGAAAUCCAAGAUGGUAUUCAAGUGACAAGAUAUGAUGUACAAGAAGAAAUUUGGUAUUACAGACUACCAUUUGUAGAAGAUGAAGACGGAAAUUCAACAGAUGAAGAUGCUACAGCAGCUGCAGGUUCAGAUCAAGAAGAUAUUGUUGAAGUAAAUAAUAUACCGACAGUAGAAGAAGGGGAAGAAGACGAACAUAAUCCAAAAGCUAAAAAAGUUAUGAAGCAUGCUGUUUUUAAGGUUUGGAGAUGGAGAAAAGAUGUGAAAUUAGCUCAUUCAAAGGUGUCUUUGAGUUCUGAUAGUUGGCAGCUAACUCCCGAGGAAAAGCGUUAUAAGGAGUUAUGUGAUUACUUUGCAGAGCUUGCCGAUAUAGCAUCUCGAGAUGAUGAUGAAUGCAAUGAUAUAAAAAAAUGGAUAGGCGAACAGUUGAAGCUUGUAACUGAAAAAGUUCCAAAUACCGCGAAGGAAGUGAUUCAUACAGAAGUGAACAACGUUAUAGAAGUACAAAACCCGCGUGUUGUUCCUACGAAAGGCAGGCCAUGUAAAAAUACCUCGAAGCCUAAGGUUUUGCAAGAAGUGCCGACGCAACAAAACAUAAUGAGUACAGUUCAAACCAGAAAUAUCAACCCAAUUCAUGAACAAUAUCAUCAGUAUCAGCUUCAUACAGUUGGACAAUUUCAAAAUACCCAAAAUAUGCAGUUUGGAGUAUCGCAGAGUUACAUAGGUGGAUAUUCGGGUGUGCCUCACAUUUCACCUUACAGGCAGGUUGUUAAUGUUGCACCUCAACAAUUGGAUAACAUAUGUUAUGCACCUACAUACGGCGGAUUUCAACUACAUGAAGGAGCACAAGAAGCUAAUGUCUAUCACCUUGCAUCGUAUCCGGAGCACCGUUAA